Molecule: messenger RNA, 2725 nt
Organism: Physcomitrium patens
Lineage: Eukaryota; Viridiplantae; Streptophyta; Bryopsida; Funariales; Funariaceae
Product: transcription termination factor MTERF4, chloroplastic
Biological process (GO): regulation of DNA-templated transcription; developmental process
Molecular function (GO): double-stranded DNA binding
Source: RefSeq, a predicted model, not a curated record
AUUUUCAUCCAUGUUUUCGGAUAUGGCUGCUACCGAGCCUGCUCGCCUAUCGAGCCAUGCCCUCCUUGGUUCAAAGAGAUCAUCAAUUUUUUGAGAUUUCCUUCCUGGGCGACUGCCAAGGCUGGGGAUGCGGUUGUAUUCUGUGGGUUGGUUUUGCGAGAGAGCCGAUUCUGAAGUUUGUGACACGAAAUUUUUCAUAUUAUGCUAAAAGUUGGAAGAAUUUCACGGAAAGAAGUAUGUGCUUAGAUUCCCAUCAGAAGGAAGUGAUUGUUUGAGAGGUUUCAUUUCUUUAGUUGCCGCUACUUAAUGAGAAGUUCGGAGGAUGCAAGAGGAAGCCUGGUGGGCUUAUUUGUAGAGAUGCAUUAGAGAUGCUCAGUUUAGAAUGAGCUCUGGAAGAAGUUUUUGGGAUGAUUUUCGAAAUUGAAUUCUUUGGAAGCUUGAGCAGUUUCAAUGAAACCAAUACGAAUUGAUGAGAAAGUAAUUAUUUGGAGUGAUAGGAAAUAGGAUUUUCUGUGAUGGCCACAGGGAAAAUGGAGAUGGUGGCGACUGCUAGCUACGCUCCAGUUUCAACUUUCGCGCAGUUCUUUUCGCUUGAGAGCUUCAAAUUUCCAUAUUCAGCUACCGUUGUUGCUAAAAGCCCCUCAUCCAGGAAAUUUUGCACCCACGCGUUAAGACACAAAUCCAGGGGUUUAGGGUUUCAGGGGAGGAACGCGAGUUGUGAAUUUGUAGGAGCAGAGUUCAAUUCUGAAUUAUUGAGCUCUCAUUGGUCAAACAGAUAUAUUUCCUGUAAUUCCUCAAUCACGAGAAUUGCUGCAUUGCGACAAGGUCACUUUGCGGAGCCGAUUGUGACAGUAGGGGAAGUAGAGAAACAUGAAAAGCAGCUGACGGAGGAGGAAGCUGUGACCGAGUAUCUCGAGUCCGUCGGAAUUGAUCCGAGUAGCUUCGACGAACUCUAUCUGCAGCUUCAGCUUCCUGCUUCUUUGGAUAUUGUGCGUGAGCGGGUCAUGUUUCUGCAGAAGAUUGGACUCACGGUGGAGGACAUAAAUGAUUAUCCUAUCAUGUUGGGAUACAGUGUGAAGAGAAACUUCAUCCCUGUGCUCACUUAUCUUGAAUCCCUGGGGGUGACGUCGAAUUCACUUCCGAUUCUCGUGCGUAAGUAUCCGCAAAUUCUUCACACUAGUGUAGUAAUCGACUUGCAACCGCAUGUCGAGUACCUGGAAGGGUUGGGCAUACAGCGAGCUGACAUAGGUAGCGUCCUCACGCAUUAUCCUGAAAUUUUUGGGUUCAAAAUUGAAGGAACUAUAAGCACGUCAACUGCGUACCUUGUAAUGCUUGGCGUGAACCCUCGAAAAAUGGGCUCUAUUUUGACAGAAAUGCCCCAGAUUUUAGGUAUGCGUGUUGGCAAUAAUAUCAAAAGGAAAGUAGACUUUCUUAAGAGGUUUGGACUCACUAGCUCCGACAUUGCAAAGAUGAUUGAAACUCGUCCGCAGUUUUUAGGGCUAUCUUUAGAAGAUCAAAUGCAACCUGUUUUGAAUAACCUCGUAGAAAUAGGAGUAACACAGGAUACAGUAGGCCGUGUGAUAAUGCAGUUCCCAGACAUCUUAGGUCUCGACGUGAAACUGAAACUGGCUGAGAGACUGACAUGGCUAACCUCGGAAGUAGGAAUAAGUGCGGAUUCCUUGGGAGAAGUCAUUGCCAAGCUUCCUCAAAUUCUCAUCAUCAACACGACCAAGGCCAACGAGAGAGUUGAAUUUUUGAGACAGGCCGGAUUCUCAUCUGACGUUGGCUCAAUGGUGACAAACUGUCCGCAACUGCUUGCAGCUAGCAUUGAUAAGAGUCUCGAGCCCAAUUUGGCUUAUUUAGUAGGGAAGAUGAGAAGAAAGCUUGAAGAAGUAGUCGAGUUUCCAGCUUACUUGCUGUACAACUUGGAGGAAACUAUUCAACCACGGCAUGAGGAAAUCACCAAGAGGAGCAUGGAAUGCAGCUUGGCCUGGAUGUUGAACUGUACUGAUGAUGUGUUUCAGCAACGGAUAACCUUAGAGUAUGCCGAGCAAAGUACCCAGGACGAGGAACCGGACAUCCCAUACGUCGUUGCACGUCGAGCAAAGCUAACUGAUGAAACCUCAGUGCAACUGCCUGUGGAUAGUUCGGAGGAUGCCAAGAACAAGAAAUCUCCAGGAUGGGAUCAUUGAAGAAGACGAAGAACAAGAGGAAGAAUUACAUCUCUCUUUUGUUGUCACUCGGAGAAUGUGGCUGAUAGACGAUGCCUAGGAUGACUCUGCACCAGUAACUUUUGAAACAGAAUUCUCUUCGAGGUAUUCCAUCUCCACUUGAGGACUUCGUUGUUCAUGGUGUAGCAUCCGGGGAGAAAUUUGAAAGCCCACAGCCAAGAUCCUUCUUUUCCAUUAUAAACUGGUAGUCUGCUACUAUACCUUGGUUAUUGCCUCUAAUUCCUCUUCAGACAUGAUGGUUUCUUUUGCAUUGUAGUUUAGCUGAGCUUUUAUCGUGGGGUUUCAACCAGCUACCAUGGAACUAUGUGUGAUUCUCCCCUUAGGUGGAUAGGGUCUGGAAUAUCACUUAUGCAUUGCUUUUUGUUUAGGUUUAUGACUUGACUCAUGUCGACUUAUUGUUCGAUCUGGUGGUGGACUUCAGUACAUCAAUUUUGCACACGCUCCAUGUGUGUUGUGACCUCUCUAUACAGUUGUGCACUAUUUGAAGAUGUGAA